Messenger RNA from Triticum aestivum (bread wheat), 3705 nucleotides. RefSeq names its product homeobox-leucine zipper protein ROC6. Bases 1137 to 3527 code for a protein of 796 amino acids. Gene Ontology annotation, biological process: regulation of DNA-templated transcription. The record is from RefSeq and is a predicted model, not a curated record. Gene Ontology annotation, molecular function: lipid binding; DNA binding; DNA-binding transcription factor activity, RNA polymerase II-specific. NCBI's taxonomy places the organism in Eukaryota, Viridiplantae, Streptophyta, Magnoliopsida, Poales, Poaceae. The transcript is spliced from 9 exons.
CCCGACCCCCGUGCCGCCUAGCUUUGGCGACACGGGGGUAGAAACCCUAGCGCCGCCAUAGUCCUCACCCCCUCCCCCACCUGUCUCGCCGCCGCCGAAGCCCGGGCCGGCCCCGAGGAAGGCGGUGGCGGGGCGCUAUCCCUGGCCAGUCUGGCGCGUCGAGAGGGGCUGCAUCACAGCGCGUCCAUGGAGAUCUGCCGGCGCUUACUGGAGCCUGGGAUCUGUGGUUUGCGCGCCCAGAUCCGUGCAUUUCGCGUCCGUGGCUGCGCGGUGGAGGCGCCUGGCCGCGUGCUCGUCCAACGCCUGGUGCGCGCGCCCUUGGCUGCGCGUCGAUGGGGUUGGGCACGGUCACUGCUGCGGGGAUGCCCAGGGGCGGCGCGGACGUGCGCGUCGUCGUCGCAGGGUGAUGCUGGGGGACGCGGGCUCCCCUAGCUGGUGGCCUCUGGCCUGAGCGGCCGGAUCUGACGGGCCAUGUCGGUCAGAUCUGGCGCUAUGGCGGCCGGAGGUGGCUCGGCCGGCGACUGACUCCAAGCGGACUGUGGUAGCUCCCUGUCGGGAUGGUGGUCUGGGGUGGCGUGGUCUGGGCUGUGCCUUCGGGACGCUCUAGGCUUGUGUCGCCAGCAGUGCUCCUGCUAGUUUUGUGCGGUGCAGCAAGUGGCGCCUGCUGCUCCGGUUUGGUGGUGGUGUGUUUGGCGAAGUCAUCGCAGCAUAGGUGCUCGGUUUCCCUGACGAAAGUCAUGCUCGACUCUGGUUUGAGCUGAUGGCAAAUGACGCCUUCGGGUGUGAUUUCCCUUGUUGGAGGUGCCAUCAAGGGGGUCCGACACCUCUCCCUGCUCCGUGUUCUUGUCUCCUGGUGAAAACCGUGUGCAAUGGUGGCGUCUUUGCCGUCAUUACUUUGUUGGAAGCAUUGCCUUGGAGUCAAGUCUGGUGUUGGAAGCAUCUGCUUGGUGGUGGUGUGGUGGAUCUGGAGCGGGCAGCGUCUUGGUGAGCAUGGAGCAUUGGUGGUGAGUCCGUUUGGAGUGGAUCGUCGGUCGACGGUGAGAGGAGCAGGAGCACCCUCUGUAUGCAAGUAGCGCCAGACGAGCUAUGUCAGCUAGCCUCGUGGGAUCAGAGCGGCAUAUGUCUCGCUCUUUCGGAUGUAUCGUUCCUCUCCGGUGUCCUCGAUGUUUGCGGAUAUGCUCGUAGCAGCCCGGUACAAUACGACGGUUGUCGGUGUGCUCUUUGGUAACAGCGUAGGCGCUCGAGUGCCCGCCCGGGUCGCCAUGGUUGGAGAGUGGCAACCACAAAACGGCCAAGUGCAUGAUGAGAUCGACCUCAGCAUCCCAGUCGAUGACAAAGACUUGAUCUGGAGCAACACGGGCACGAUGAAUGAUGAUGAAGAUGUUGCUACCGCGGAUGAAGGUAUUACUGAUGCCGGGAGUGCUAGUCACAUGAGGAAGAGGGGCAGGCAUGCAAACCGCCAAAUUCAGGAACUUGAAGCUAUGUUCCAGCAAUGUCCCCACCCCGAUGAGAAUCUACGUAUCGCCCUCAGCAAGAAGGUGUGCAUGGAUCCUCUUCGGGUCAAGUUCUGGUUCCAGAAUCGACGCAAUGCAAAGAAGAACCAGAAUGAGCGUCAACAGAACAUGGUGCUCCGGACGGAGAACAUUAUGCUAGAAGAAGAGAAUCGAGCCAUGAAGGCCGCAAUACUGAAGAAGACCUGCCCCACAUGCAAAGGCCCGAUGGUGUUCUUUAGGCCGCUGACCCCGGAGCUGCGGCGCCUACACAUGGAGAACGCGAGGCUUAAGGCCGAACUCCUCCACAGGACGGCCUACCUCCACGGUGUCUCUGCUGGAACUGCAGGCUCGUCACGGAUUCUCUGCGAUCUCAACGUCGACCCCGUCAUGCCGCUUCCGCUACGCCAGGACGAUCUCAUGGCGGACACCAUGGGUCACUGUGCUCCCGGCGGCUGCGCAUCCGCCGCCGGCGGCCCGGAGCACGCCGCGCUUGAGAGGCACGUCCUCGCUGCACUCCGCGAGCUCAUGAUGCUGAUGAAGCAGGGCGAGCCAAUGUGGCAGCCGGCAGCCCUGGGCGGCGAGGUGCUCGACCACCAGCUGUAUCGUGCGACCACGCUCCCAGGCUUACUCGAGCUUCCCCCGCCGGGGUUCACGGCGAAUGGCACUCGGGACACUGGCUUGGUUAUGUGCACUGGAGCCGACCUUGUCCGCAUCUUCAUGGACGAGAACUGUUGGUCUGAGACGUUCCCCGAUAUCGUGGCAAGUGUUUCCGCCGACAACAUCGGCCACGGUUGUAUCUGCCAAGGGGGAGUGAUACUGAUGAAGGCAGGCCUUCGGGUGCUGUCGCCAGGGGUGUCGAGUUGCGAUGUGAAGUUCGUGAGGCAAUGCCAGAUGAUAGAGCAAGGCGUUUGGGCCGUGGUGGACGUGUCUCUUGAUGCCAAUGGCACAUCUGAGCUCAGAGCAUGGAACACUGGCCUACCGGGGGCCUGCCGGGUGCUGCCAAGUGGGUGUCUUAUCAAGGACAUGAACAAUGGCUACUGCAAGGUGGCAAUGAUCGUGAACGCGGAGUACGACAAGGGCUUCAUGCGGUCGCCGCUCCACCCGCUGCUGAGCUCAGGGCACACUUUCAGCGCACGCCGCUGGCUGACAUCGCUCCAGAGGAGGUGCGAAUUCCUUGCGCAGCGCUUGAGCCCCGCCUAUGGCAUCAGCAGGGCAGCAGGUGGUGCUAUAACGCCCGAGGGGCGAAACAACGUCCUGGAGCUGGCACGGAGGAUGACGGAGAGCUUCUAUGUAGCCAUCUCUGCGCCCAGGGGCGAGGCGUGGCGCAAGGUCGCCGACUCGCGCGGCAGCUGCGGAGUCGGCGGCGAGUCCUUCCAGCUGGCCAUGCACGUGGUGACUCCGCUCGCUGCACCUGGAGAGCAGGCGGCCGGGCCCGUGCUGUGCGCUACCACGACGGUGUGGCUCCCCGAGAUACCGCCGCAGCGCGUGUUCGACUACAUCUGCGACGUGGAGCGCCGUGGCGAGUGGGACGUGCUUGCCGAGGGCGCACGCGUGCAGGAGGACGCUUCCCUUGCCACGGCCCAGUUCCCUCUUACCGGCGUCUCCAUCCUUCGCCCCACUGUAAUGGGUCGUGGUCGUGGUGGAAGCAGCUGCAACAAGAAGCUCAUCCUGCAGCAGGCUUGCGGCGACGCGCCGUGCAUGGUGGUGGCGUACGCUCCGAUUGACACGGCAGACCUGAAGGACGUGAUGCAUGGGGGCAGACGUGCCUCUCUCUCCCUGCUGCCCUCCGGGUUCUCCAUCCUUCCUGACGGCGUCGGCGACAUACAGACGGAUCCGCUUGAUGCCAACCCCUCCGCGGUCGACCCCAUAGACCACCAGAGGAGCUGCGGAUCUCUCGUCUCUGUCCUGCGGCAGACUCACCUGAUUGGAGGGAACCUCACCGCACAGACCGUCGACAACUUCGGGAAUAAUGUCUCCGGUUCCAUCAUGAAGAUCAAGGAUGCGGUCCAUGCCAAGAGGGUUAUGACCGUCUGAUGCGCCUUCUACCAUUUCCGGUUCAUAAUAAGAAUAAGCACUCAGAAGAGAAACUGAGAAUAAAUUUGUGGACUUCGUUGCAAAUUUUAUUUCAAUAAUUGCUACAUUGUAGACAUUGAACUGCACCAAUGGGUUGUUUGUUUUCCAAAUGAAUUUAUGAAUCACUUUGUUUUUCUCU